This is a messenger RNA of Trematosphaeria pertusa, 887 nucleotides long. RefSeq lists its product as uncharacterized. Gene Ontology annotation, biological process: protein phosphorylation. The record is from RefSeq and is a predicted model, not a curated record. The coding region runs from base 227 to 781 and encodes 184 amino acids. Gene Ontology annotation, molecular function: protein kinase activity; ATP binding. Lineage: Eukaryota; Fungi; Ascomycota; Dothideomycetes; Pleosporales; Trematosphaeriaceae. The transcript is spliced from 2 exons.
ACGAACGCAACCAUAUCGCCGCAUCACGUCCUCUGACCAUAACAAACCCCGCGUCACGCCCUUCCACGCCCUCCGGUCACUGCUGCAUCCACCCCGCGCUGCCCCGGAACGCGUCCUGGAGCUUUCAGCAGCCCCAAGGACGCGCUCCCCGCUUGCCAUCGAGACACAACUCCAGGAGCGCACAGCUUCUACGCACCUGACAUUUUUGAGCAUCUGCCAGCCCUUAAUGGCUACUUUUCUGCCGCCUGGCAUCGACUCAACCAAUAUUGUAGGCUUCGGAACCACCGGGCUUGUCGCCGUUUUCCCUGGUACUCAAAAAGUCAUCAAGUUUCCACACCCUGAGCCUGAUGCUCGCGCCCGAUGUGAGGUCGAAGUCGAGGUGUACGAACGACUCGAACGGUCGCGUAAGAAGGAGUCAUGCUCAACAAUAUUACGGUACCACGGCAAUUCUAAGUAUGGAAUAACUUUAGAAUACGCUGAGAUUGGGAGUUUGAGGGAGCACCUGCGCACCGCAGGUACACCAAGCACGGAAUUCCUUCUGCGUUGGGCUCGACAAGCCGCGGAAGCUUUGGUAUUCUGCUAUGCGAGUGCUGUUCUUCAUGGGGACAUUAACUGCAGCAAUUUCUUCCUUGACGGGGACCAGAAUCUUAAGCUGGGAGAUUUUGCUGGAUCAUCAAUUGAUAACUCCCCUGCAACUAUCUGCUACAGCACGACUCAUCAGCUUCCUACCUUGGAUUCCUCAUCUAAAUCAGAAGACGUUAUUAUUACAAAGGAGACAUAGAUAUUCGCCUUCGGCUCCACCCUAUACGAAAUGGUGACAGGUCACCCACUAUAUGACGAUAAGACUGAUGCUGAAGUGGAGCGCUUGUUUAGUUCAGGAGAGUACC